CAUACGCGCGUAAACAGACAUGACGUCAGACGUGUUGUGACGUUGGAAAGACGCACACAACAUAAAGUUCCAUUUUAUUUUAUUUUUUGCUGCAUAACGUUAUGAAAUUAUCAUUAAGUAAAAUAAUUUGAAUCAAGAAAUAUACUAUAAAGAACAAAGUGCGACUACAAUUUUCAUCCUAUUUUAAGCAAAUAAUUUAAAAUUCAUACACAAUGUAUGAGGGAGCGGAGCUAUAUCUCUCAUAUUUUCACAGUGUGAGUGAUGAGAUACAAAAAUAUUUAACUGAUAAAAUACGAUAGUUCUAAUAUUCGUGUCAUUUCUUAGGCAAAAUAUGUUUAUUAACUUUAUAUAUACGCUAAAAUAACCCUUAUCCUAUAUAUUAAAAUCAAACUUUAGAUUACCUUCAGUGAACAAUCACUUACUGAACGCAAGUGUGUAUUGGAAUAUACUAUAUUUUUCACAAUAGUUAUCUUGUUAUCAUAUGCAGAAAUAUUCAGGCACCUAAAGAAAACGAAAUGUAUGAUAAUCGCUUCUUCGGUGAGGUAAAGAAAUGUAAGACUGAGAAAAUGUGACAGGAAAUGUGACUGUGCAAAAAAUAUCUUAGGGAUAAUGCACGUUUUUUUUUGUGCGUUAAUGUCUGCAGAAGCCCGCGGGAAUAUAGGUCGAUGUCACAAACAUAUCCCAAGAGCUUCUGCGGACGUCAAUACACUGGAACAAACGUGUGUUGUCGCUAGGUUUGUAUAAAGAACAUGACAUGACGACUGAGUUUAUUGUUUUCAUUUUUGAUGAUUUUACGAUACCGGUACAAGUUUUAAUCAAAAAUUCAAAAAUACUUUGUUUAUGCUAGAGUCCAGUGCUUAUCAUAUAAGCUUUUUUCCCCUUUCCAUUUUACAUAAAAUGAUGCUGUUUACUUUUUCUUUUGUUUGUUUUUCUCUCUCUCUUUUAUAUGUAAUUAUAUGAGAGCGUCUGUAGAGUAAUAAAUGGUAAGCUUUUUAUACAUAGAUACACUUUUUUAAUUUUGAUAAAUGAUAUUUAAUUUUGAAUGUUGUUCUACAUACACAGUUAAUGUAUGUAUUUAGUAAAGUUAAAUACAACUGAUGAACAUGUUCUACCUUGAAGUAAAUUCCUAAAGAUGAAAUACUUUAGUGAAACAUUGGUUUGGGAAUUGGACACUGGAUAUUUUUAUGUAUUUUAGAUUGCAGUCGCUGUACAUGCGAUUACAGGUGUGUCAAAAACGGUACAUGCUGUCCCGGGUCAUAUCACGGCUACAUGUAUAACGCAUGCGUGAACACUAUGCUUUAUCCCAAGGACGAAAAACUUUUAUACUACAUGGUUGCUAAAUGCAGCGAUAUGUAUAAUGGGAACCAAACAAUAAGUGAACUGUGUAAGACAGAGACCGACCCAUGUACUUCCGUAGAAUCUAAAUUAAUCUACAAGAAUCAACAUUGUGCGCUGUGCAAUGAAGAAAUCAAUUGUAUUCCUUGGGAAAUUAAACUUGUAUGCUUGAAUUUCAAGGACUUUGAACGCAGCAUGUCUUCAUUUACAUCUAUUGCACAGAUGCAGAAGGCUCUGGACAUCUUCGACUGUAAGAUUCAGUUAACUCGAGUUGAACAAUCUGUUGAAGCGCUCGUGUGCACAAGAAAAGACUAUCUGCACGAUGAUCUCGUGAGCAUAUGCAACAUUACAGGAUUAUGGGUGUCAUAUAACGAGGACAUCAGUUGGGCUUGUGAGAACUUUGGUAAUCCUUAUAAGGGUUUUAGAAAUGUGUUCUGUUAUAUAUGUAACCCUAGUCGCGCAAAUGAGCAAAAUGUAGCAUUGACUGAGGAUUGCUUGUUACCUGAAGACAACAAUGAAUUGUCUAUUUUACAUAAUGCAUGUAAAACAUUUCCAACAUCUAAUCGUCUCGCACCUUUUAAAAAUAUUUACUGUUAUUCUGCCUGCAAUAAAGAACAAAGUAUAGAAACAGAUACAACAGAGAACAGGAGGCUCCUGAACAUUUCAGAAAGUAAUGAUGACACCUUAAGAUCAGAAUUAAACAUAUCAAUAAUGUAUUCUGGAGAAAAUAAAUUUAUAGAAAUGAAAAGAUUCGUGAAUGAACUGUUACCAGGUUUAUCAGCAGAUUUGAAGCUAUAUAUUCCGUCGUUACAAACAGGGAAAGUUGAUGCUUACUCAUCAUAUAUUUCUUAUUUAGUCAAUGAAUACAGUAGUGUAUGCGGGAUGGAAACGGUCUGCAACUCGAGCAAAAAUGAAGAUACACCAAUUUAUGGCAAUCCGGUAUGCGGUGAAUGCACGUGCAAUGCUGAAUGCGCUGAAUCCGAAAACUGUUGUCCGGAUAUCCUUCUCAAUCAGCAACCAUAUUCGUGUUUGGGGGCAAAAAUGUUUCCUGUACUAUACAAAGUUGUUACAAAUCGAAUGGUAGAGUUUUACGAAAGUUCAAACGAAACAUAUAGAAUAACAGAUGUCUGUUUAAGGAACGAUACAGAGGAAGAGCUGUCUCAUAACUGUUCCUCGUACCAGAAAGCAUCGGACUUCUUUACAAACAUUCCUGUUACUACAGACACGGGAAAUACAUACAGAAAUAUUUAUUGCUUCAUUUGCAAUAGCAACAAAAAUGACGCUAUUUUACAAUUUCAAGUGUUUUGCGAUACAUGCAUUGAAUAUGGACUUUUCACAAAUAUAAACAAUUUACUUGACAUGAUUAAAUCACAUUGUAGUAAAAUAUCAUUCGUGCCUGUCCAAGGUAAAUCGUGCCGUGAAACCUACAAUCUAACUAUUGCAGGCUACAGUGGGGGUGAAAAGUACGUACGUAAAAAAACUUCACCGUCUAAAUUCAAGCAAGUAGAACAAAAAACCAUUGAUGCUGAGGAUUUGUAUAAGCCUGUCAAAAAGGUUUAUGCUGCAUGUAACAGGACGGAUAAAUUACAUGCGUCCCAUAACUUGAUUGAACAAGUUUGCGAAAGCAACAAUGUAAAUAUUUUAGCACUUCCAGAAUACAGACUCGAGAAAAAAGUGUACAAAAACUUCGCUUGUUUUAUUUGUAAUCCAGAGACCGACGCCAUAGAAAUUGGUCAGUACAACAUGACGUCGGAAUGUUUGUUAAACAAUUCAGUAGAAUGGUACGUGUAUAACUGGAGACUAGAGAUUCUUUGCAACACUACCAAACCUAGUCCUAGAUGGUAUCCCUACAAAAAUAUGUACUGUUCGGAGUGCAAUUUGCCGCCGUGGGAAUUGGUUGAGGUACAUGUUAAUCCCAAUGAUAUAGAGGUUGAUCUACAGCCAUACAAGUAUAUUUUCUCCAUUUCACGGACUGACUUUGAAAAUCUGGAGAGAGCGUCUGAUAAAAAUAUCAUCACCGAUUGCCCCGGAGGAAUCUACGACCGCAGCCGGGUAAUAAGCAAGAUGUCAGUUAUUGUACUGCAGUGGAGGUUUUCAGCUUGUUAA
Molecule: messenger RNA, 3441 nt
Organism: Mercenaria mercenaria
Lineage: Eukaryota; Metazoa; Mollusca; Bivalvia; Venerida; Veneridae
Exons: 3
Coding region: 1270-3441 (723 amino acids)
Source: RefSeq, a predicted model, not a curated record